Molecule: messenger RNA, 3033 nt
Organism: Diabrotica balteata
Lineage: Eukaryota; Metazoa; Arthropoda; Insecta; Coleoptera; Chrysomelidae
Source: the annotation of a GenBank genome assembly
AUGGGAGCUGAGAAUCCUCCAAAGUAUGAGUAUGGUUACAAUAUAGUCGGAGAUAAGGGAGGAGAGCAAGGAAAACAAGAACAGAGAGACGGUAUUUACGCAUCAGGAAGGUAUUUCGUGCAGAACAAAGAUGCAAGGCAGGACGUUCAAUACUUUGCUGAUGAUUGGGGCUACCAUCCUGCCGUAGAAUAUGCUAACGUUGGACCACACAGCAAAGCCAGCGCAAAAUUUGCUCUUGGACAUGAAGCCGUAGUCCAACUAAGGAAUAAAGAGGCAAACAAGCCUCAACUGGAAGGAUUACCAGACACGGGACCACUAAAAAAAGAUGGUGUGGGAAGCUCACCUAUACCAACGCAUACUAUUCCAGCCCCGAUCCUCGAGCAACCAAAACCACAAAACACUUUACUUGUACCAAUACCUAACCAACAAACCAUAGUCCAACAACAGGAAGUACCGCAAGUACCAUAUGAUCCAUUCAGGGAACAACCUCAGCCAGUCAGUCCAGCUCCAACUCAGGAAGUUAUUUAUCACGAUCAACCCAAGGUGCAAAUUCAACAUCAAAUUGAACAACAACCUCAGCCGCAAAUUGUAUAUGCGCAGCAAGAACCUCAGCCUGUUGCCCAACAAGAACAGUCUCAAUAUCAGCAAGUUGUAUUUGAGCAACCUCAACUAAAACAGGAACUGGCACAACCAGCUCAACAACUUUAUAUCCAACAUAUUCCACAACCUGUAGAAAAUGUCAUAUUUCCCCAACCAAGUCCUACCCCCCUAAUAUACCAAAGUAAUCAACCAGAACAACAACAGGUAUUGAUAGAACAACCACAGCAAAAUAUAGUAUUGUUGGAUCAACAAAAACAAGAACAAUUAGUUGCUGAGAAGUUGGUUAAAACUGACAACCAGGACAAUGCUUUCUCUUACCAAGAAUUUGGUUUAAAAAUUAAAACAAAAAGACCUACGAAGUUAAUAGAAAGCACACAGCACCUAGUUAAUGGUCAGGAUGUACUAGACAUAAAUAGUGCAGUUACAAACUAUGAGGAAGAAAGUAUUAAAUCAACAACCGCUUACCCUACAGUUACUGAAUACACUGUUACCGAACCAAGUCUUAAGGAACAGCCUAUAGUAGUAGCUGAUAUUGAUAAUAAAAUUGUAUCAUCUACACAAAGCAUUCUUAAAGAACAGGAACAUAUUGUGUCUACAACUGCUAGUAGUAUAGAGUCAGUUUCGACCACUUUUGAGUCCACUUCCCCUACUCCAACUAUUGUAGUAACUCCAAGACCGGUGAGCACUACUUUCUUAGCACCGAUCACUGCAGGAGUCAGACUUGAAAGUACGGAACACGGAGAAGAGAAAUAUAAAUUAAAUAAGCAAAAUGUACAAAUCGAAGUACAAAAAACAGUUCCAUAUUAUUUAGGCAAGUAUGAAUAUCCCCUUUCACAAGAAGGAUAUUAUGCAGCAAAUAAUUCUUUAACAGAACAAAAUGUUAAAAAUGAUUUGGAGUUAGGAAAAACGCUUUUGUAUUUCCCAGGUCAAGUACCAGCACCACAAAAUCAAAUAUUGGAAGUUGACAAUCAUAUUAAUGUUCAACAAUUACCAAAUACCUUCAUACAUAACCAGUUUGCCGAACUAGACCAACAGUUUGCUCAAGGUUACCAACAUCAAGUUUUCUUGCAACAAUUACCAACACAGCAAAAAGAAAUAACUAAAAUUAUUCACCAACCGUAUGCUGUAAAAGUUCCCUAUGAAGUACCUGUACCAAUAGUCAAGCAAGUUUCUGUACCUGUGACAGUUGAAAAGGUUAUAGAAAAACCUGUACACAUUACAAAAAUUGUUGAAAAACCAGUACCGGUGCCGCAACCUUAUCCUGUUGAAAAAAUUGUAGACAGACCAAUUCACAUACCUGUACAAAUUACAAAGUAUGUUGACCGACCGUAUCCAGUAGAAGUACGUGUCCCCUAUCCCCAACCUUACCCAGUAGAAAAAGUUGUGCAAAAAAUCGUUAAACAACCAUAUCCUGUUGAAGUUCGAGUACCAGUACCUGUAGAUAGAAUAGUUGAAAAGAAAGUACCUGUUCAUCACUAUAUUGAAAAGCCUGUUACUGUAGAAAAAAUAGUAGAAAAGCCUGUGACUCAGUAUGUUGAUAGACCUUAUCCCGUUCAUAUUCAAGUACCUGUCCCUACUCCAGUAGCAGUUCCUGUGGAUCGUAUAGUUGAAAAGAAAGUGCAUGUUCCUCAAUAUAUAGAAAAACCUGUACAAGUGGAAAAAAUAGUUGAGAAACCAGUACCUCAGUAUAUCGACAGGCCAUAUCCUGUUGAAGUUAAAGUACCAGUACCACAACCUUAUUAUGUUAAGGUAGAAGUACCCAGACCUUAUGCAGUGCAGGUCCCUGUCAAGUUCAUUGAAAAACCUUACUAUACUUUCCCAUUGCAGAAUGUUAACCAAUGGAGUUAUGGAGGAAUAGCCCAUAAUUCCCAAAUCAAAUCGAACGUUAAAACACAGCUUCAUCAAAGUUUAGCUUCUCAUGUACAACAAAGUUUAAACUCAAAACUUCAGGCGAUUAAUUUAAAUCAAUUAAAGGAUUCUCAAGUUUACUCUGGAUAUGCUAACAUAAAAGAUGCAAAACUCGAAUCUGCUCAUUCUAACUUAAAAGAUUCUCAGAUCCAGUCGAGCUAUUCUAACGUAAAAGUUGUUGACCAAAGUACUUCUGACGGUUAUCAUUAUCCCAAUCCCUAUGCUUACGCACCACAAAAUAACUUUUAUUUGCCACCUAAGAAGGAAUUUGUAAUAAGUAAUGAAUAUCUACCUCCAGUUAACAACAAUUGUGAUCAUCCCCAGGUUAAGGGAAACGAUAAUUACGUUGGAUUGUUACCACCAAAAAUCGGACAGCAUUUGGGUAGAUAUUUAAGAAAGUAUAGAAGCGCCAGGUCUAACUUCGAUGAAAAAAAUAUUAAGAUGGAAUACGGGUUCAUGCCUCCUUUGGUACCUUCCUUAGAAAUUGACGAAUACGGACAACCUGUAGAGAAAGGAGAAAAGUAA